AUGGCUGCUCGUAAAGCUGAGCUUGCUAGGAGACAGGGAAAGAAGCCUGCCAAACCUUCUCUCUCGAACGGAAACAGGACGAAGGACGAUGAAGAGCUCCCUCCUACUGACAACGAGGACGAGACUCCUGAGGAGGAGUAUGUGGAUAUAGAUACUGACCAAGAAGAAUUUGAUGCAGGUAGGACAGUCGAUGAGCACGAGUUGCUCGCUUCUCGUUAUGCGAGAUCCAGGCUUAGUGACCAAGCUCCCACGCAUGUUGAGACGCGUGGCAAGUCCAUGCAUGAACGACCCGUUGGUUCUAUGAGGGCUGGUACUCCGAAGAAGAAGAAGACUGCUCAUAAACCACACGUCGGCCAGCGUCCCUAUGGAGUGGAUUUAGGAGACAUCGCCGAUGGAGAGGAAGGGUACUAUGACGAGGGCGAGCUUCCACCAGACCCCGUAUUCCCUGAUUCUGAUAAUAUGGAUAACUUCGUGCAGCAAAUGUGCGACGCCAUUCGGGAUGGUUCCCUGGGUGUUGAUAUGAACAUUGACACCGAGCAGGCUAAUAGUGUCAAGCCCACCACUCUAUGUCCAGAUUUCCUGAAGAACUCAAGCAUGGAUAUUGGGGAACAAGGAUCUUUUGUUCCUGCUGCAGAUGUCGUGAUAGAAAAGCCAGUUGAGGAUCAGACCUUUCAUGAUGUGGGUUUCGAGGAGCAGAGGUGUGCCUCUGCACCAGGUUUCUCGGGACCCGACGCUGGAUUAUUAGUUGAUAUGCUGGCUGAGCAGGCCACCAAAGGAACCGUGGGACCACCCUUGGAGGGUGAUACAUUCACAGGUAUAUGUCUGAUUCUCUUCAUUCUGCCUGGUCUUUUGUCUGACUAA
Messenger RNA from Asparagus officinalis (garden asparagus), 861 nucleotides. RefSeq lists its product as uncharacterized. The transcript has 5 exons. The coding region runs from base 1 to 861 and encodes 286 amino acids. NCBI's taxonomy places the organism in Eukaryota, Viridiplantae, Streptophyta, Magnoliopsida, Asparagales, Asparagaceae. The record is from RefSeq and is a predicted model, not a curated record.